AUGAAUCGACGAAAAACUAAAGAAAGUCGGACCAAAAUUGCUGCUGUGAGCGCCGGACCACGUAGAUCAGGAACCACCUGCAGGAAGUUUUGUUGGAAGGAAAUCAAAUAUGUAUGUUCUACCGAAAACGUUUGCUAUGACAACGAGUGUUUGCUGAUAUGUGAUUAUGGAUGCCGUUGCCCUACGUAUCCGCCACCAACCACAGGGCGAUGUAAAUGCGUUCCAGGUGACGUUGGAUGCCGCUGCCGUACGCGUACGCCACAUUCAACCUUGCCUCCGACAUACAAACCACCUACCAUAGGACGAUGUUCAUGCGUUCCAGGUGAUUAUGGAUGCCGUUGCCCUACGUAUCCACCACCAACUACUGGGCGAUGUAAAUGCGUUCCAGGUGAUGAUAGAUGCCGCUGCCCUACGCGUACGCCGCCUUCAACCUUGCCACCGGCGGACAAACCACCAACCAUAGGACGAUGUACAUGCGUUCCAGGUGAUUAUGGAUGUCUUUGCCCUACGUAUCCACCACCAACCACUGGGCGAUGUAAAUGCGUUCCAGGUGACGUUGGAUGCCGCUGCCCUACGCGUACGCCACCUUCCACCUUGCCUCCGACCGACAAGCCACCAACCACAGGGCGAUGUACAUGCAUUCCAGGUGAUUAUGGAUGCCGUUGCCCUACGUAUCCACCACCAACCACAGGGCGAUGUAAAUGCGUUCCAGGUGACGUUGGAUGCCGCUGCCCUACGCGUACGCCGCCUUCAACUUUGCCUCCGACAUACAAGCCACCAACCACAGGGCGAUGUACAUGCAUUCCAGGUGAUUAUGGAUGCCGUUGCCUUACGUAUCCAUCACCAAUCACAGGGCGAUGUAAAUGCGUUCCAGGUGACUUUGGAUGCCGCUGCUCUACGCGUACGCCACCUUCAACCUUGCCUCCGACCGACAAGCCACCAACCACAGGGCGAUGUACGUGCAUUCCAGGUGAUUAUGGAUGCCGUUGUCCUACGUAUCCACCACCAACCACAGGGCGAUGUAAAUGCGUUCCAGGUGACGUUGGAUGCCGCUGCUCUACGCGUACGCCGCCUUCCACCUUGCCUCCAACCGACAAGCCACCAACCACAGGGCGAUGUACAUGCUUUCGAGGUGAUUACAGAUGUCAUUGCCCUACGUAUCCACCACCAACCACAGGGCGAUGUAAAUGCGUUCCAGGUGAUGUUAGAUGCCGCUGCCCUACGCGUACGCCGCCUUCAACCUUGCCACCGGCGGACAAGCCACCAACUACAGGGCGAUGUACAUGCAUUCCAGGUGAUUAUGGAUGCCGUUGUCCUACGCGUCCGCCACCAAUCGCAGGGCGAUGUAAAUGCGUUCCAGGUGAUGUUAGAUGCCGCUGCCCUACGCGUACGCCUACUUCAACCUUGCCUCCGACCAAAAAGCCACCAACCACAGGGCGAUGUACAUGCAUUCCAGGUGAUUAUGGAUGCCGUUGCGGUACAUAUCCGCCACCAACCACAGGGCGAUGUAAAUGCGUUCCAGGUGAUGUUAGAUGCCGCUGCCCUACGCGCACACCACCUUCAACCUUGCCUUCGACAUACAAGCCACCACUCACAGGGCGAUGUAAAUGCGUUCCAGGUGAUGUUAGAUGCCGCUGCCCUACGCGUACGCCUACUUCAACCUUGCCUCCGACCAAAAAGCCACCAACCACAGGGCGAUGUACAUGCAUUCCAGGUGAUUAUGGAUGCCGUUGCCCUACGUAUCCACCACCAACUACAGGGCGAUGUAAAUGCGUUCCAGGUGACGUUGGAUGCCACUGCCCUACGCGUACGCCACCUUCAACUUUGCCUCCGACCGACAAGCCACCAACCGGAGGACGAUGUACAUGCAUUCCAGGUGAUUAUAGAUGUCGUUGCCCUACACGUCCGCCAUCUUCAACCUUGCCUCCGACCUUCCAGCCACCACCCAAAAGAGACUGUAACUGCAGACCAGGCGACGAGCGAUGCCUUUGCAAAAAGACUCCAUCAGAUGACCACUCGCCUCCAAGCAAUGAGCCUCCACCCAAAAGUGACUGUAACUGUACCCCAGGCGACGAGCGAUGCCUUUGCAAAAAGACUCCAUCAGAUGACCACUCGCCUCCGAGCACUGAGCCACCACAUAACAGAGAAUGUAACUGUAGCCCAGGUGAUGAGCAAUGCCUUUGCAAAAAACCUCCAUCAGAUGACCACUCGCCUCCGAGCACUGAGCCACCACCCAACAGAGAAUGUAACUGUAGCCCAGGUGAUGCCCAAUGCCUUUGCAAAAAGACUCCAUCCGAUGACCACUCGCCUCCGAGCACGAAGCCACCACCUAACAGAGACUGUAACUGUAGACCAGGCCAUGAGCGAUGCCUUUGCAAAAAAACACCAUCAGAUGACCUCUCGCCUCCGAAACAUGAGCCACCACCCACCAGUGGCUGUAACUGUAGCCCAGGCGAUGUGCAAUGCCUUUGCAAAAAGACUCCAUCAGAUGACCUUUCGCCUCCAAACAAUGAGCCUCCACCCAAAAGUGACUGUAACUGUAGCCCAGGCGAUGAGCAAUGCCUUUGCAACAAGCCUCCUCCACAGUACUUCUGGCCUAUAUAUCCAAACAGCGAGCCACUAGAACAAAAUAACUGUAGCUGCAGUUCAGACAAAGAAUAUGUCUGCACAGACGAUGGAGAAACCUACGAUAACGAGUGCAAAGCAAACUGCGACGGAAAAUACAAGAAGUGUGACGGCCAAUGCCCAUGCUCGUAG
This is a messenger RNA of Mercenaria mercenaria, 2757 nucleotides long. RefSeq names its product multiple epidermal growth factor-like domains protein 6. The transcript has 4 exons. Gene Ontology annotation, molecular function: protein binding. Bases 1 to 2757 code for a protein of 918 amino acids. The record is from RefSeq and is a predicted model, not a curated record. Lineage: Eukaryota; Metazoa; Mollusca; Bivalvia; Venerida; Veneridae.